Messenger RNA from Nerophis lumbriciformis (worm pipefish), 1167 nucleotides. Lineage: Eukaryota; Metazoa; Chordata; Actinopteri; Syngnathiformes; Syngnathidae. The record is from RefSeq and is a predicted model, not a curated record.
AUGGUGCUUCUUUUAAAAUAUCAGGCAGGGGCAUCGUCCGUGUGGGCUUCAUGCUGUGGUCUGCUGAAUGAAGUUAUGGGUACUGGAGCCGUCAGAGGUCAGCAGCCAGGGUUUGGGGCAGGUGCUGGGCCCUUUAGAUUCACCUCCAGUGCGGGAUACUCCACAUACCCGCCCACAAGCUCAGGGAGUCCAAGCCUUGUGUGCAAGUCCUGUGGUCUGGCCUUCUCAGUCUUCAGGCGGAAGCACAUUUGCUGUGACUGCAAGAAAAGCUUCUGCUCCCUCUGUUCUGUGCCUCUGGAGAAUGUGCGUGUAUGUGCUACGUGCCAUUUGCUGAAGGCAACAUCUUUCCAUCGGCCGCGUCUCAUGCGUCUGAGGGUUAGGGACCUGCGACAGUAUUUGUUGCUCCACAAUGUCCCUACCGAUACCUGCAGGGAAAAAGAGGACUUGGUGGACCUGGUGCUUUGUCACCAAGGCAGUGAGGAGGAGGAGGAGGAAGAAGAGGAGCUUGACACAAGUAGCCUCCAUUCACGUUCAAUAUAUACUCCGCCACCUUCGACCACACAGUCUGCCUCAGAGCUGUCCCAACUAGCUGCCUCUCGGGAGGAACCUCUUAGCAGGAGUGAUAGUUCUGAUAGCAGUCAGGACAUAGGUGAUGCCACAUCAGUCUCUCUCCUCAACUUGGACCCUAGUGAUCCCACACCUGAGACGAGCCCUCAGACACAGCGUCUGCUACGAGCCUCUCUUUCAGACAUCUCCAGCAUAAGUGAUAUCGAGGGCCUCUCUGUCAGGCAGUUGAAGGAGAUCCUGGCCAGGAACUUUGUCAACUAUUCAGGGUGCUGCGAGAAGUGGGAGCUGGUGGAGCGGGUCAGCAGACUCUACAGGGAAACUGAAGAAAACAGGAAAUCAUUGGAAAAUGUGAGCAGUACUUUAACCAAAGUGGUGGCCUUUCCCUCUUCUAUCUGCAAUGGGGCCAUUGGAGAUGGUGAGAAAGGUCCUCCGAUGUUCCUGGACGAGAACUUGUGCAGGAUCUGCAUGGAUGCUGUCAUCGACUGCGUUCUGCUGGAGUGCGGCCACAUGGUGACCUGCACCAAGUGUGGCAAGAGGAUGAGUGAGUGCCCCAUCUGCAGGCAGUACGUUGUGAGGGCCGUGCAUGUCUUCAAGUCUUAA